Messenger RNA from Danaus chrysippus (African queen), 825 nucleotides. NCBI's taxonomy places the organism in Eukaryota, Metazoa, Arthropoda, Insecta, Lepidoptera, Nymphalidae. The record is from the annotation of a GenBank genome assembly.
AUGGCUUCAUCUCGCAUCCAGGCGACAGUACGUCAGCUAUCCAAAACUUACAAGAAGAAAACUAGAUUUGAAAUCGGCAUAGCUUCUGAGUUACCCACCGCUUAUAAGAAGUUUUGGCGAGAAUGGAAGGUACUGAAACCAGCUGCGGUUCAUUUUAUUCCACAAGAGGGCAAGUGGAAGCGGGAUGAGAUUACUGGUGAAACGCUGCCCGUUCAGAACAUCCCGAUACCAUUAAAGUACCCAGCGGAGAUUCAUGAGGGAAUAUGGGGUGGUGAGGCUGUUAUCAAAGGUUUCCAAAAGCGAGAUCGCAACAGUCGCAGAGUACCCCACUACUGGGUACCCGUCCUGAAGAGGACUGUAGUCAAAUCUGAAGUUCUAAACACACAUUUAUCAGUCACCGUCACCGGUAGAACUAUUAAAUUAAUUAAUGAUCAUUAUGGAUUUGAUCAUUACCUGCUUAAGACGCCCGCCUGUGAUCUUGUCUCGAUGCUAGCAUUGAAACUUAAGAAACAAAUACUUACCGAACUCAUGAAUGGAUGCCCUAGACACGCUAACAAUCCCGAGAAACAGAAAAGUGUUUAUGAAGAAUAUAAGACCUAUUUAUCUUCGUACACACCCGAGGAAAUAGAAUGGUAUGGUCUCACUUGGUAUGAAGCACUCAACAAAGUAGCAAAACUAAAGGAGGCUGCAAAUAAACCGGUGCCUUUGAAACAUAUGUACAGGAAAAAACUUAUUGAGAAACUGCAAGAAAAAGAGAGCCAGAGUGAUAGUAGCACUUCUGAUAUAGCGUUAGUAGCAGAUUGGAAUAUUUUGACAUAUAAAUGA